Messenger RNA from Fusarium subglutinans, 1941 nucleotides. RefSeq names its product membrane ycf1. The coding region runs from base 1 to 1941 and encodes 646 amino acids. The record is from RefSeq and is a predicted model, not a curated record. Lineage: Eukaryota; Fungi; Ascomycota; Sordariomycetes; Hypocreales; Nectriaceae. The transcript has a single exon.
AUGAAGAGCGUUACCUUUAUGGCCAUGGCCUUUGGCCUGGCUUCUGCCUCCGUUGUCAUUGAUCCCACCCCGGAGACAUGCGAGUGUGAUACCGAUGACCUUUGCUACCAGGCUGUUCACGCUGCUGGUGCCUCGUACUGCAGCUACAUCGAUGCUUCCAACAUCCCUUCAGCAUGUGCCGACCUUCCGUCUCUCCAGGAGGCUUGCACCUGUGUCCUCCCCACUACCACCACAGCUGCUGCCGUCUCUACCACCGAGACUGCUAGCACCGAGGCCGGCACUGCCACAACAGAGACUGCCACCACUGAGGCCGAGACUGCUACCACCGCUAGCACCGAGGCUGGUACUGCCACUACCGGUACCACUGAGGCCGAGACUGCCACCACCGGUACCACUGAGGUUGACACUGCUACAACCGAGACCGCCACUACCAAGGUUGAUACCGCUACCUCUGAAACCGAGACUGCCACCGGUGUCACCACCGAGGCUGCCUCCACCACCACUGCCCCUGCUGAGACCAACACCACCACCGAGGAGGAGGACUGCGACUCUACCACCGAGGAGCUCUCCACUGGUACUGAGACUGCCACUGCCCCUACCGGCACUGAGACCGCCCCUACUGGCACUGAGACCAAGACCGAGACUGCUCCUACUGGUACCGAGACCAAGACCGAGACCGCCCCUACUGGCACCGAGACCAAGACUGAGACUGCUCCUACUGGUACCAAGACUGAGACCGAGACCGCCCCUACUGGCACCGAGACCAAGACUGAGACUGCUCCUACUGGCACUGAGACCGAGACUGAGACUGCUCCUGUCAACACCAAGACCAAGACUGAGACCGCUCCUACUGGCACUGAGACCAAGACUGCGGGUGUUUCCACCACUGAGGGAUCCCACGGUACCCAGACCACUGAGGCUACCGUCCCUUACACCACCAAGACUAUCUACACCACCGCUACUCACACAUACUCUAAGUGCCCUGACUACGUCAAGGACUGCCCUUACGGAACCCACGGUCCUUACACCGUCACUGAGACCGUUGCUGUUUCCACCACUGUCUGCCCCGUGACUGAGGAGCACCCCAAGCCUACUGGUUACACCACCAAGACCGUCUACUCUACCGAGGUCUACACCAUCUCCAAGUGCGCUUCUACCGUUAAGGACUGCCCCUACGGAUCCGUCACCACCAAGAGCUACCCCGUCUCUACCACUGUCUGCCCCAUCACCGAGGAGCACUCCAAGCCUACCGGCUAUGCUCCUCCUGAGUACACUACCAAGACUGUCUACUCCACCAAGAUCUACACUGUCACCAAGUGCGGCCCUGAGGUCAAGAACUGCCCUUACGGUUCCGUCACCACUGAGACUGUCCCUGUCUCUACCACCGUCUGCCCUGUCACUGAGGAGCACUCCAAGCCCACCGGCUAUGCUCCUCCUGCCCACAGCACUCUCUACACCACCAAGACCGCCUACCUCACCAAGGUCUACACCGUUACCAAGUGCGGUCCUGAGGUCCCCAACUGCCCUUACGGCUCUGUCACCACCGAGACUGUCCAGCAGACCACUGUCUACGCCACCGGUACCAAGGAGAUUCCUUCUUACCCCACCGUUGUCGUUCCCAAGCCUGAGCAGCCUUCUCACCCCGCUCAGCCUGAGUACCCUGCUCCUAAGCCUUCUCAGCCCGAGACUCCUGCCCAGCCUGAGCACCCCGCCAAGCCUGAGCAGCCCGAGACUCCCUCCAAGCCUGAGCACCCUGCUUACCCUGCUCCUCCUGCUAAGACCGAGACCUACCAGGCUCCCGCUCCUAGCCAGCCUUCUGCCACUCUCCCCUACCAUGCCCCCACUGGCACUGCCCCCGCUGUCGAGGUCACUGCCGGUGCUUCUCGCUUCGGUGUCGAGAUGGCCGUCGCUGCCGCCGGUAUCUUUGCCGUUCUUCUGUAA